GCCCCAGCGAGGCAGGCUGAGGUUUGCCUGUGGAGCAGCAGCACCUGCAGCUCCCAGUGCAGAUCCGGAGCAGCUGCCCCGCACAGGUACGGACCCAGCAGGGCAGAGAUGCUCCGAGAGCCACGCCGAGCCCCUCAGUGCUCCUGAGGGGGCUUCUCUCCACAGCUUUUCCCUUCUGGUUUUGCAAGACCUGACUCUUUUUUUUUUUUUUUUUUUAUUAUUUUUUUACCCUCUCCUUUCUUGAGCAACUGGUUGUUGUUGCAGAGGUCACUGAGGGGACUGGUGGAGGCUCCUGACUCUGGCAUUGGGAAAUAUGACAGCAGAAGUGAAUGCUCGUUAAUAUAAGGGAUUUACUGAAGAAGAAAGACAAAAUGCCUUUCAAAGGGCUUGGUUCACUGAAAGAAAGAUUUUUUAACCCAGGAAAGGAAGAGGUGAAGAACACCAUUAGUGACUCGCUGGGGAAUCUGAGAAGGAAGAUCGAUGGCACCACGGUGGAGGAGGAGCCCCUGGAGCUGACGGCGGAGGGGCGGCCUGUGGCGGCGAGCAGCCGGCGGCCUGUGCUGUGCGAGUGCCACUGCUGCGGCCUGCCCAAGCGCUACAUCAUCGCCAUCAUGAGCGGCCUGGGCUUCUGCAUCUCCUUCGGCAUCCGCUGCAACCUCGGCGUGGCCAUCGUGGAGAUGGUCAACAACAACACCGUCUACGUCGAUGGGAAACCAGAGCUGCGGUCAGCCCAAUUCAACUGGGAUCCAGAGACCGUAGGACUCAUUCAUGGCUCUUUUUUCUGGGGUUACAUUGUGACACAAAUUCCAGGAGGGUUCAUCUCAAACAAGUUGGCUGCUAACAGGGUAUUUGGGGCAGCUAUCUUUCUAACAUCUACACUGAACAUGAUCAUCCCUUCUGCAGCAAGAGUGCAUUAUGGCUGUGUGAUGUUUGUAAGGAUUCUUCAAGGUUUGGUGGAGGGCGUCACGUACCCAGCCUGCCAUGGGAUGUGGAGUAAGUGGGCCCCGCCGCUGGAGAGAAGCAGGUUGGCUACCACUUCAUUCUGUGGGUCCUACGCAGGUGCGGUCGUGGCCAUGCCCCUGGCAGGGGUGCUGGUGCAGUACAUAGGAUGGUCAUCAGUCUUUUAUAUUUAUGGAAUGUUCGGGAUUGUUUGGUACGUGUUUUGGCUGCUUCACGCCUAUGAGAGCCCUGCUGCACAUCCAACAAUAACCACUGAAGAAAGGAUAUAUAUAGAAACAAGUAUAGGAGAAGGGGCCAGCCUAGCUAAUGCAAGUAAAUUUAGUACUCCCUGGAAGAGAUUUUUCACUUCAAUGCCAGUUUACGCAAUCAUUGUGGCAAACUUCUGCAGAAGCUGGACCUUCUAUUUGCUCCUUAUAAGUCAGCCUGCUUACUUUGAAGAAGUCUUUGGAUUUGCAAUUAGCAAGGUUGGCCUUUUGUCAGCAGUUCCUCACAUGGUCAUGACAAUCAUUGUGCCCAUCGGAGGGCAGCUGGCUGACUUCUUACGGAGCAGGAAGAUCUUAACCACUACCACUGUAAGGAAGGUCAUGAACUGUGGAGGCUUUGGGAUGGAAGCAACCUUGCUUUUGGUGGUUGGUUAUUCUCACACAAAAGGUGUGGCUAUUUCCUUUCUCGUCUUAGCAGUAGGCUUCAGCGGCUUUGCAAUUUCAGGCUUCAAUGUGAAUCACUUGGACAUAGCCCCUCGUUAUGCCAGCAUUCUGAUGGGCAUCUCCAACGGCGUGGGGACACUGUCGGGAAUGGUGUGCCCACUCAUUGUUGGUGCAAUGACAAAACACAAGACCCGUGAAGAAUGGCAGAAUGUCUUUCUGAUUGCAGCCCUGGUGCAUUACAGUGGUGUGAUAUUCUACGCUAUCUUUGCUUCUGGGGAGAAGCAGGAAUGGGCUGACCCCGAAAACCUCAGUGAAGAGAAAUGUGGCAUAAUUGAUCAGGAUGAACUGGCUGAAGAAACAGAGAUGAACAAUGAAACUUUUGUAAGUCCCAAGAAAACCUAUGGUGCUACCAGUCAAAAUAGUGAAGUACAGAGAAGGGAAUGGAGGAAGCAAAAGCAACUAACUCAAGACAUGGAGGAACAGACUUCUUACCAUUAUGAAAAUGGAAAUUUUCAAGAUUUAUCUUAAUACUUGAAACUGUAAGAUUUGUAUAGCUACUCCCAUGACUCCUAGCUGCCCCAAAUCAACAUGUAUCCAUAUUUAUUGUCUUACUCAAUUAUAUAAUGUCUGGCCACAUGGCUAGAUUUGAGGGGUGAUACUUCCCUCCCCAUGAUGUGUAAGAAGGUUAACAAAAAUGGGACUGGGAUAAGUGAUCCUAAAUCCUCUCCGACCCUGCAUGGGUCAGGCAGCAUGACCUUUGGAGACCAGCCCUGGCAGGGCUCCUGUCUGAUGCAAGCUGUAGAACUGGCUGUAGGAGCAAGGAGCUCCCUCAUCAUCUCACCUGAACAGAGAAAGGACAAGUGAUAUCAGAUGGUUGAUCCACAGUGAUCUGUGUAAUCCCUGAGUCUACAGGUCACAGUCUGUAUGUAUUAGCUCAUGGUAAUAGAUCAGAGCAGAGAGAAAAGCAGAUUUACGACAGUAGGCUGUAAUUAAUUACCAAUAGUCACUCAGCAAGGGGAAGGAGAACAUGUGGCAGAUGUGGCACAGGACUGCUUCAACAGUUCCUACAAAUUGAUUGGCAGAUACCUUUAUAUGCACACUCCACAGAGUGACAAGACAAUAAAAUGGAUACUUGUAAAAUUUCUCUCCCUCCAAAGAUUUUGUGCUGGUAUGAAAUAAUUUUGAAUACAAAAUCAUUCUUAGUGAUGUGAUAUUAAUAAUCCUUAUGGAAGGAAAUCUUAGCCCUGUUUUGAUUAGGAUUCUCACUCAAUUCAUUAUUGUGAAGUAAUUUGAAUAUAUUUUUCUAGUAUUAUACUGGUAGAAAUCCUGGUCUCAACAACAGUCCUUGUUUAGGUGAAUGAGCUUACUUACAGGACUAAAGUCUUUAGUUCUGGAUCUGUAAUUUCAAUGCCUCAGUCUUGCUCUUGCUAUGAAUGAAGCACUGUAUCAUUUGAGAAUUAAUGGAGUAACUAUGUAUAAAAGUAAUUAUCCUCUGCCCAUUGGUAUAUUUGACAGUAUAAAGAGGCUUUAGCCUUUUUCUACCAUUUUUAGAAUCAAACAGUGGAGCAUGCCGUAUCAUCUCAAACAGUUAGCUGCAACUCAGAGACUCAUUGUGGCAUUAAUACUCUUUUCAGAAUGGAUAAUUUCAGUAAGCUGUGAUUUAAUUUGUCUCUCAUUGUAACUACUGCCUCAUUAAAUUCAAAUGAAAGUUAUUGUGUCUACCCAACUUUGUGCUUUGUGGUAUUUCAGUAUUAUUGUUCUCAUGUCCCAUAUACAGUCCCUGUGAUGCACUCGAGAUUUGAACAUUUCUCAGACGCAUUUUGCUAUUUUAUUGAAGUGCAAUUGAAUAGUAUGAGCGUGAUUAUACCUGUACAUUCAUUUGAAUCCAUGGAUGAUUUAUCUUCCCUACACACAGGUAUAUUGGGAAGUUAGCUAAUUCUCUGUUCAUGUCUUGUUUCUCUUCUACUCAGCAAAAUCCAAUCUGCAACUGUAUAUGAGUAAGAAGGAAAGUGAGUUGAAUGGAUGCAUGCCUAAUUUGACUACAGUGAAGACUUUUGAAUUGAUAUGAGCAAAUAAUUUUGUGAAAGGAGUAGUUUUAUGUACAGCUCAAUCCUGCUUUAAAAAAUCAGUUUAUGAAUAAGCCAUUAAAAAAAAAUCUUGUCACUUUAUUCUGUUUAGUCAGAAAAUAGUAUAUUUUUUUAAAUUCAAAACUUCAUUUUAGACUAGAGUUGCUUAUUUCACUGCUGAUAUUUAGAGCAGGUAUAAGAAAAUAUAUUGUUUCUGUCAAGUGAUAGUCAGCUUUUGGGGAUUUAGUUGGCAGGACCUUGAGUCAAAUGUUUUCAUCAAUCCAUCACAAUAGCAGGACCAGCUGCUGUAAAACUAUUUUGCAACAUCCACCACAAUUUACAAAAGAAAGAGGGCCAUCGCUUUGCAUAUGUGCAAAGCAAACAGCUUCUUCCUCCUCUCCAAUAAUGUAGCAUUCAUGAAGUUGCUCCAUGAAGUCUAAUAGGGGAAACCAUAUUAUGAAAGGAUUUAAUAUAAGAAUCUGUGUGAGUAUAAUCUGAUGGAGAAAAGCGAAGACCAGACAACGUAUUAUUCUAGAAACAGUAACAUUUGCUUAGAAGCAGCAUCAUUUUUCCAGUAAUGUUGAAGGGUAACUUUCCUGUCAUUAAGAGGAGUACAAAGGGAGUGAAUGUUGUUGUUAUGACAAAGAACUACAAACAUCCAACAGUUUGGGAAAUGGCCAACUGGCCCAUGAGAGCUCAGUUGCCUCUCUGGUGAGUGUAACUGCUAUUUUUUCCUUUUGCAGAUACACCACAGCUGUCACAAGUGACAAGCCACAGCUCAGUUUAGCAGUAUCCACAAACAGAUUUCACUGAUUUAGUUCAGUGGAGGUUUGACUUCACUGGUGUCCCAGGGUUACAUUUCAGCACUAUUUAAUGCAUUUAAAGAAAUGCCUUAAAACAUCUGGACAAGCUUUUGCAUUUUUCUUUUCUAAAUUUAACUGUUUUCACUAACCCAACAUAUCAACUCUUGCCAGUUGACGUUACAUACGUGCCACAGUGCUUUUCCAGGCACUCUGAAAUGAGUGAGUGAGUGGGUGAGAGAGAUGUUUGGGCUUUCUCCCUUUCCUUUUCAUUUGUUUAAAUAUUUAAGGUGCAUUGCAUGAAGUGCAAACAUCAGCACUGCUUGGAAACAAGGCUUUUUUCCUGGAAAUCUCUGUACUUAAUCAACCCUUUGAUUUACACAGUGGCUUCCACAAUCCUGUAUGACAAAGAAUAAAGACAAUCUGUUGAGAACAAA
Messenger RNA from Catharus ustulatus (Swainson's thrush), 4910 nucleotides. It is a transcript of the gene SLC17A8, whose product is annotated as solute carrier family 17 member 8. The record is from RefSeq and is a predicted model, not a curated record. Gene Ontology annotation, biological process: monoatomic anion transport; synaptic transmission, glutamatergic; transmembrane transport. Gene Ontology annotation, cellular component: synaptic vesicle membrane; excitatory synapse. The coding region runs from base 330 to 2135 and encodes 601 amino acids. Lineage: Eukaryota; Metazoa; Chordata; Aves; Passeriformes; Turdidae. The transcript is spliced from 12 exons. Gene Ontology annotation, molecular function: L-glutamate transmembrane transporter activity; neurotransmitter transmembrane transporter activity.